Molecule: messenger RNA, 2348 nt
Organism: Synchiropus splendidus (mandarinfish)
Lineage: Eukaryota; Metazoa; Chordata; Actinopteri; Syngnathiformes; Callionymidae
Product: protein-cysteine N-palmitoyltransferase HHAT-like protein
Exons: 13
Coding region: 169-1701 (510 amino acids)
Biological process (GO): negative regulation of N-terminal protein palmitoylation
Cellular component (GO): endoplasmic reticulum
Molecular function (GO): acyltransferase activity
Source: RefSeq, a predicted model, not a curated record
AGCUGGUGAUCGCAGGCAGCAGCGAGCCCCUGCAGGACGGAUGAAGUAGAGACCACCACUGCCAGCCCAGUUUCCCUCAAUUUUCUUCUCUUCUAAAAGAGCUCUGAUUCUUCUGCUGUCAUCUUGACGGUGUGAGGCAGACACAAGCUUCCAGUGAGAAGACCCACCAUGGGGAUCAAGGCUGCCCUGCCCAGAUAUGAGCUGUAUCUCUACACAGCCGUGCUGACCGGGGCCUUGAUAUGGGCUGGCAGUUGGAUAUUUGAAGCUUCAAGUGAGAAUGUGAACCGAAAGGCAUUCAAGGAGAGUGUGAAACCAGGAUGGCAUUACUUUGGCAGGAAGAUGGACGUUGCAGACUUCGAGUGGAUGAUGUGGUUCUCAACAUUCCGCAAUCACAUCUUGUUUGCCCUCACUGGUCACGUGAUCUUUGCUAAGAUUUUCUCUCUGGUAGCUUCAAAGACUGGUAUAGAUGGAUGUAAGCACAGAUCCUUAAUCUUUGGACUGUACGGUGGUUUGGCAGUCCUGGUCACCAUGGGAUGGACCUUCAUGGCGCUGGUUCUGUCUCACUGCAUCAUACUCUACAGCGUCGCUCUGGUCAAGAGGAAGUGGUUGUGUUUUGCUGCCGGACUGGCGACGCUGGCCUCCAUCAAGCUGGAGCCCUAUAACUCCUGGCAGGAAGCCCUGGUGACUGGCUCCUUCGACCUGCAAGACAUCCUCUUCUACUGCGGCUGCGGCUUCAGCAUCAUGCGGUGUAUGAGCUUUGCUUUGGAGAACUGUGAGAGGAAAGAAGGAAACUACAAGUUCUGCGACCUGCUCAAGUACAACUUCUACCUCCCCUUUUUCUUCUUUGGUCCCAUCAUGACCUUCGACAGAUAUCACGAUCAGGCAAACAACACCAAACUGACCCGCAAAGACAGAGAACUGUGGAACAUCACCUCGAAGGCCUUGUUGCACCUCGCUGUCAUCUUGGUAGUGGACGUCUUCUUCCACUACCUCUACAUCCUGACCAUCCCCAGUGACAUGAAGCUGGUCACCAAGCUGUCUGACUGGAGUCUGGCUGGUCUGGCUUAUUCCAACCUGGUGUAUGACUGGGUGAAGGCGGCUGUAAUGUUUGGUGUCAUCAACACCGUGGCCACUCUGGAUCACCUGGACCCCCCUCAGCCGCCCAAGUGCAUCACCAUGCUCUACGUCUUCGCUGAGACUCACUUCGACCGAGGCAUCAACGACUGGCUCUGCAAGUAUGUUUACGACUACAUCGGAGGAAAUCAUGAUCAGAUCUUCAAGGAGCUGCUGGCCACCAUCUGCACGUUCUCCAUCACCACUCUCUGGCUCGGCCCGUGCGAGCUGGUCUACAUCUGGUCCUUCUUCAACUGCUUCGGCCUCAACUUUGAGCUCUGGGUGGCCAAGUUUUUCUCAUUUCCCCCAUUUUCUACAAUUGAGGGUGCGAUGGGGGAGGCCAUGUCACGCAGGAUCAGGGGCGUGUUCAACGCUGCCAACUUCUGGGCCAUCGUCCUCUACAACGUGCUGUCGCUUAACAGCUUGGAGUUUGCAAAACUGGUGGGAAGAAGACUGAUCUUCAAAGGCUUCCCGCUGUCCAGCCUGUCAGUGCUGCUGGUCACCUACUGUGGAGUCCAGUUGGUGAAGGAAAGGGAGCGCCGGCAGGCUCUGUUGGAGGAGGCCGAGAAGAAGGACAAAGUCGAAUAAAGAUGACUUGACUUGCGGAAACUGACCAGGACAAAAGUACCAGCACACGAAUCGCUCACGAGUCUGUGAUUCAGUUUUGGUGCAUCAGAAGGAAGGAAGCAUCUGAAAUCAUUUACUCUCCUCAAGUGCACUUGCUGCAAAUCAUUUUGUCAGCACAUCACGGAUGGUUUGUUUUAUAUUAGAUCUCAAUGAAUGUAUAGAACAGGAAACAACACUUCAUCAUUUCUAUGUCAUCAGUGCCUUAAAGGAGCAAAACUUGAACAAAAGCUUGAACAAAACCUUUGAACUUAAGGCGCUGCUGAGCCAGCAAAAUCAGGAAAGGUGCUGUGAAGGUGUGUGCCUCACUCAUGCCUGCUGGCUCGCUUUCACUCAAUGGAAACAUGCAUUGAAUCGACCCAGAAUGUGUCUGCCUUCUUUGGAAACAAUAUUGAAUGUUUACACUGAACCCUAGCUACAGUUUCUCUGGGUUUUCUGAGGGAGUCAACCGUUAGACCCAGAGAAGAGCGCAGUUUUGUCUCAUACUGCUGAAACCUUCAGGUGGAGAUUAUAUACAUAUAUUAUAUUGUUUGUCCUUUACCUAUAUAUAUAUAUUAACUCUCAAUGAUGAUCAUUUGCCAGUGGUAAAAUAAACUGUAGAUUCUGCUGGA